Octopus bimaculoides (California two-spot octopus) is the source of this 572-nucleotide messenger RNA. Its product is annotated as stanniocalcin-like. Gene Ontology annotation, biological process: intracellular calcium ion homeostasis. Gene Ontology annotation, cellular component: extracellular region. Gene Ontology annotation, molecular function: hormone activity. The record is from RefSeq and is a predicted model, not a curated record. NCBI's taxonomy places the organism in Eukaryota, Metazoa, Mollusca, Cephalopoda, Octopoda, Octopodidae.
AUUUCUUUUUCUCUUUCUUUUUCAGAAGUUACACCCGAAUGUCUCAAAUAUAGUGAAGAAGUCGACUGCAAAUUUUACCGUUGUUUGGAUAAGAGGUACCCUUGUCAUAAAGAAGACAUGGGACCGGAAAGCUCGUAUAUGCAUUGUGAAGCAGCUAUGGAAGUGUCAAAAACUUUGACCGAUAUAGGGAAAAUCUGGAUCAAUUCACUAGUUGCAUGUUUCAUGAAGGAAAUGACUGAACUAUACAAAGCUGAAACACUCGAUUGUAAUUCUGUCUUCGGAAAAGCCAAGAAUAUACAACAGCAUUGUUACACGUCUAAUGAUUUUUGCGGAGUCGGCUGGGAUAAUCGCGAGGCACUGUGGAAAAUUUUCCAGCGGCCCAUGAACGAGACAAAAUCAGAUUAUUAUAUGAUGUUAUGGAAAAAUCUCGGAAUGAUGUCUUCAAAAUGCACAACGAAAAAUGCCCCUGAAUUAACCUCCUGGAUCAACUCCAAAGCAGAACAUUAACUGACGAAAUAAACGAAAUGUAUUCAAUAAGUUAUCUACAUUUCAGGGAUAACUGUUGGCUCAAA